Orcinus orca (killer whale) is the source of this 929-nucleotide messenger RNA. It is a transcript of the gene TBX10, whose product is annotated as T-box transcription factor 10. Gene Ontology annotation, molecular function: RNA polymerase II cis-regulatory region sequence-specific DNA binding; DNA-binding transcription factor activity, RNA polymerase II-specific. The record is from RefSeq and is a predicted model, not a curated record. The transcript is spliced from 7 exons. Gene Ontology annotation, biological process: positive regulation of DNA-templated transcription; regulation of transcription by RNA polymerase II; cell fate specification. Bases 1 to 921 code for a protein of 306 amino acids. NCBI's taxonomy places the organism in Eukaryota, Metazoa, Chordata, Mammalia, Artiodactyla, Delphinidae. Gene Ontology annotation, cellular component: nucleus.
AUGGCUGAGCCCACAGAGCAGGGCCCCAAGAACCCACGUGUGUCUGAUGUGACGGUUCAGCUGGAGAUGAAGGCUCUGUGGGAGGAAUUCAACCAGCUGGGCACAGAGAUGAUUGUCACCAAGGUGGGCAGGAGGAUGUUCCCCACCUUCCAGGUGAAGAUCCUGGGCAUGGACACGCUGGCUGACUACGCCCUGCUCAUGGACUUCAUGCCUUUGCAUGACAAGAGAUACAGGUAUGCCUUCCAUAGCUCAGCCUGGCUGGUGGAGGGCAAGGCGGACCCAACCACGCCUGGCCGCGUGCACUUCCACCCCGACUCGCCGGCCAAGGGCGCACAGUGCAUGAGCCAGAUUGUGUCCUUCGACAAGCUCAUGCUGACCAACAACCUGCUGGACGACAACGGCCACGUGAGGCCCGGGCCACACCCUGUGCACCGCUACCAGCUGCGCUUCCACGUGGUCUUCGUGGACCCACGCAAAGACAGCGAGCGCUACACGCAGGAGAACUUCGAGUCCUUCAUCUUCACGGAGACCCAGUUCACGGCCGUGACGGCAUAUCAGAACCACCGGAGCACCCAGCUGAAACUCACCAGCAACCCUUUUGCCAAGGGCUUUAGGGAGAGUGACCCGGACGCCUGGCCUGUAUCUCCACGGCCCCUGCUCAGCGUCCGGACCCGGAGUCGCAGAAGCCUCCGCCCCUGCCUGCCGAAGGGCUCCACAGAGCAGGAGAAAGACCCCCUAAACGCCGACCCCGAACAUCCUGGAGCACUUCCUCUGAGGUCCCGGACCCCCGCGGGCGCGGAGAAACGCGGGUCCUGGCGGGGCCUUAACAGCCAGACACCCCGACUCGCGAACCCCGCGGUCAGCACGUCCGUGCCCGGUCGCCGGGCUAGGCGCGACGCCAGCUGCUCUAGGCGUUCGUAAGAGGACAC